UGCUCUGUCUUCAUGGCUGGGGAACCAGCAUCAAGAUCCUUCAGUCCCAAUUGGGUAUGUCACACAGAAUAUUCUGGUAGUUUAUUCCAUACUCAUCGUUCGACCCUGUACCAGGACCCUUAAUGUCCGACCUACGGCAAGACAACACUGCCACUUUCCAUUUCCUGGAAGGCGAAUGCGACUCUGGCCCUGGCCCGGGAAUUGCUGGUUAUUUCGACGGUCCCUACUACAGCUACUACAAGUUUCCCCGGUCUUUUUCCGAUUUUGAUGAUUCCGAUGUCCUGGACGCCUAUGAUCAGCUCUAUACGGCCAUUGAGGAAGAGGGUCCAUUCGAUGGUAUCCUUGGCUUCUCACAUGGCGGCACCUUAGCUGCUGGAUUCCUCAUACAACACGCCGAGCGAUUCCCACAUGACCCGCCUCUUGUUCGCUGUGCUAUCUUUAUCAAUUCCCUUCCCCCGUUUCGGAUGAAUCCAGGGGAGAAGCCUGUCAUUGACAUGGGAUUGGAGGGCUACUUGUCCCUACCGACAGUUAGCAUUGCAGGCGCCCAGGAUUGGCUAUUGGAAUAUUCACGGGCCCUGCAUGAGUUAUGUUCCCCGACCUCAACCUGGAUCGUCCAUUCCAAAGGUCACGACAUCCCGGGAGACAGAAAGAACGUGGCCCAAAUGGCAGCCGCCAUUCGUAAAUUGGCCGUCUUGGUAAGUUUGACUACCAGAUGAGUCCGGCGUUUAUUGCGGACAUUCUUAUUAUGGAUGCCUACGCUACGGCGUGUUUUGGUUUUUUUUUUUAUUUAUUUAUUUUU
Messenger RNA from Aspergillus ruber CBS 135680, 799 nucleotides. RefSeq names its product putative DUF341 family oxidoreductase. NCBI's taxonomy places the organism in Eukaryota, Fungi, Ascomycota, Eurotiomycetes, Eurotiales, Aspergillaceae. Bases 123 to 716 code for a protein of 197 amino acids. The record is from RefSeq and is a predicted model, not a curated record. The transcript is spliced from 2 exons. Gene Ontology annotation, cellular component: cytoplasm; nucleus.